Messenger RNA from Cyphellophora attinorum, 1785 nucleotides. RefSeq lists its product as uncharacterized. The transcript has a single exon. NCBI's taxonomy places the organism in Eukaryota, Fungi, Ascomycota, Eurotiomycetes, Chaetothyriales, Cyphellophoraceae. The record is from RefSeq and is a predicted model, not a curated record. Bases 1 to 1785 code for a protein of 594 amino acids.
AUGUCACACCCAACACCACGAGGACCUGGCGUCAUGUUCCCGUCAGCAGAGAUUCCACAGUCGAUCGAAACGCACAUGAGUGAAGCUCAGCCAUUCCUGGACGACACUUCGACUAAGCCCGCCUUCUCCUUCACCUUGAACCAGAACAGCUCGACUCCUGCGACCAGUCAACACUUCCCUGACAUUCACCCUGUUCCGACCGGUAGCUUCGAGGGCACUGAUAACAAUAUACGACCUGCGGGCAAUCGCGCUGUCAACUGGUCCAUUCCUCCAUACAGUAGCUUUGGCGUGCCUCACGCCGAGGCCGGCUCUCAGCCUGGUGCCGACGUUGACAUGGAGGAGCUGACCCGACAGCAUGUCAAGAAUACUUUUGAUGUAAUCGAGCAAGAGCUUUCGUCUGUUCUGAAAACCGUCAACGCUCACGGCCAGGCCAUAAACGAGAACCAUAACCAGAUCGAGCUUCAGGGUCGUGAACUCACGAAGCAGGAGUCUGCAAGAGUGAUCAUGAACGCGAGCAUCAACGCUGUGAGGUUUGACCUCGACGAUCUGAAGGUCGAGCUGGCGACCAAAGACAAGCAGCGAGCAGCCAGAGAAAAGCAGCAAGCGUUACAAAACGAAGAACAGCUAUCAGAAGCUGCAGCUCUGAAGUCCAGAAUCGACAACUUGGGAGUGGCGGCUUCAGUCUUCCAGUUCAAUCACGAGGUUCACCACGGCUUUCGCGUCCAGCAAGAAGCAUUCAACAGCGCCCAGAACUCACGUCUGACUACUCUCGAAUCAUCAAAGACUUCCGCGUCUAUAGCUAUCAACAAGCUCGAGCGCGACUCGGCUAUGCAAGAGCAAGCGAGAGUCGCACGCGAGAGAAAAGAUCGUACCCUUCAUCUCCGAGUUCUUGAACUGGAAACCAAGCUAGCGUCCGAGACGAAUGCUCGAAUUGCACUUGAGGGCAAGGUGGCCUCUGUGGAGAAUGCAAUCAAAAUCGAGGAGGCUGCGAGACUCGCGCUCGAGGCCGACUUCGCACUCCACAAGAGAUCGAGCAUCAAUGAUCGGCGACAGUUCGAGCAUGACUUGGCUGCCGAGAAGGAUGGGCGGCUCGAGCUGGAGGAUGCGAGAUCCGAUCUGGAGGCUGAUAUUGCUGUGCUGAAGGAUGCCCAGAUUUCGAAUGAGAGAUCGAUCACCAAGGUCGUCCGACAGGUUGCGACUGCCAACGAUGGCACGAGUGACGUCCAUCAAGAGCUGGCGACCCUCAAGAGCGAUGUUGCGGUCAUGACUCGCGAGCAAAAUGAACUCAAACAACUUCGGGCCUCGUUCAUCAACGCCAGACUCGCUCAAGCAACCAUCAUCGGCAAUCUUAACAUCGUCAUGCGCAAAGGAGACGCCAUCGAGAACAGAAGUCCAGAUCUAAGUUGCCAGAUCGAAGCGAAGCUCUCCAACUGCAAAAGCUUGUCACGUCUGGACGAAUUACUCGGUGUCAAGUCGGCCUCGCACUUCCGGCAAAUCUUCCAAUUUCCACAGGCGGUGCUGGCAAAGGUGUACCGCUUUACGCGAGCUCAUUUGCAACGUUCAAGCGGCGAAAAAAUCGUCAUGGAAGGCGCUGAUCCAGCACAGUUCCAGGAGUGGGUCGAGAGUGAGGCCAUUGCUGAGUCUGUGCUGUUGCGCGCUGCGAUCGAUAUUGUGGUCACCACGGACGCUGCAGUCGCUGAUCGCUGGCGUAAGGAGGGCAAGAGUGUUGCAAAGGGCUUGGACAACGCUUCAAUUGCGACGUCCGGUGUCCUCAGCUUCAUCUAA